Messenger RNA from Aspergillus tanneri, 3927 nucleotides. Its product is annotated as putative RNA binding effector protein Scp160. Gene Ontology annotation, cellular component: nucleus; cytoplasm. NCBI's taxonomy places the organism in Eukaryota, Fungi, Ascomycota, Eurotiomycetes, Eurotiales, Aspergillaceae. The coding region runs from base 1 to 3927 and encodes 1308 amino acids. Gene Ontology annotation, biological process: nuclear division. The transcript is spliced from 4 exons. Gene Ontology annotation, molecular function: mRNA binding. The record is from RefSeq and is a predicted model, not a curated record.
AUGUCCACUGCGACUGUUAACGGCGAGACACCUAAGUCCCGAGCGGCCAUGCUGGAGGAGCAGCAUGCCCGUGAAGAGGAGCAUAAGUUGACUGUAGAAAAUGCCGUGGGUGAAGAGGACGUCAAUCACUCCCCACCAUCAUCGCUUGUGCAAAGCGAGAAGCCCGACACUUCAUUGCAGACGGCAGCACUGGCUGCCGCUCCCUCGGCCCCCAAAACUGCCCCUAAGAAGGCACCUUCAUUCGAUGUUCAGUCCGAGGAAUUGUUCCCUGCUCUAGGAAGCGGCCCAAAGCCCAAGGCUCCGGCUACUUCUGCCUGGGGUGCUAAAGGGCCUUCAGCUGCCGCCAUCGCUAAUGGUGCCCUCAGCGGCUUGCAAUCAGCUCCAGGUUCUGACGUCCCUCGGAUCAUGAGUCUUCCUGGGAAGCACAUGGAGCAACUUCGGCUUGUUCCGUCCCAGAUGCUUCCACGAGGACAACUGAAGAAGCCCCUCAGGGAUAUUUUGCGCGACAUCUCCAAGCGUUCCAAGGCCAAUGUUGACAUGCGCGGUGGACCGGGGGGUUCCAUAAUUUUUGAGGGCAAGGGCUCUGUAGAUGCUGUGAGACAAGCCCUCAAAGAAGUGGCUCAGCAGGUCGGAUCCAAGCAAUCGGUUCGUGUUCCGAUCCCUACAUCUGCACGGCCUCAUAUCAUUGGUCGGCAAGGAACGGUUGUUCAGGACAUCCAGCAGCGGACGGGUGCUCGCGUACAAGUUCCGCGCGCUGAAGAGUUUGGUGCAGGAGAGGAUGAGGGUGACAGUGACACUAUCGAUGUCCUUAUUGAAGGUGAUGCUGUCGCUGCUGAAAUGGCCCGCCGAGAGAUCGAGGCUAUUGUGAAAGAGCGAGCUUCAAACAUGACCCUACGACUGAAAUCAAUUCCUCCUGAAUUUUUCCCCUUCAUCGCGGGUGCUCACAACGCCACAGUCCGAGACAUCGAGGAGCGUACCAAAGCCCAGAUCCAUGUCCCUCGGUAUGAUACCUGGCAAAGUCAGCCUCCGCCCCCGGAAGCUGAACCUGGCCAUGUCCAAUUCGUACCGAUUCCCGAGAAGAAUAUCCAUAUCUCUGGGGAGCGCGCUGCUGCGCAGGAGGCUCGUGCUGAGGUUGAGAGACUUGCUGCGGACCUCCAGCGCCGAUUGGCACUUCGACAGUUGGCGAUCAAUCGCGGUCAGCAUCAGUUCAUCCUUGGCGAUAACGCUGAUGCGUUGCACGAAUUUCUUGCCGAAACUGGUUGUGCAAUCGUUCUACCUCCUCCUUCUGAUGAGAGUGAAUUCCUCACUGUCACCGGUCCGUUGGAGCAUAUUGAAAGUGGUAUCAAUCGGGCGAUGGACCUUGCCACUAGCAUGCAGAUGGCAAGCAUCGAUUUGUCUCGUCAACACCUGAAUGCUCCGGGUGGAGCUCAUGCCCAUGCCCGUGCCCUUACCAGGUAUCUGAGACAUCGACAAAUUAUCAAGGAGCUUGAAGACAUGUACGAUGCUCGUAUCGCGCUCCCGCCAAGUUCUGACGGACCGGUAACGUGGGAAGUGUAUUCGAGGGAUGGAAAGAACACUAUCCGUGCUCGAUCGGAUAUUAUGAACAUUGUUCAAGCUCAUCCCCCCUCCAGGAUUCGCUAUCUUUCCAUUGAUCCCUACUUCCACCCGUAUCUGCGUUCUCGUAGCAUUGCUAAGAUGCAGAAUGAUUAUGGUGUUCUUCUUCUUGUCCCGGAAGAAAUAGAUAGCCCAGAUGUCAUUCUUGUCUAUGAGGGCCCAUCGGCUUCCACCUCACAGUUUGAAGUGUCGCGACAGCGACCAUCCACGGGUGAGCUUGCCAUGUUUGAGAAGACUCUCCAAGAGGCCCAAUCCUAUCUCCUAAAUGCCUUGGGUGACCAAAGUGAUGUUGUGGCCAAAUCUGUCAAUGUGCCAGGCAAGUACCAGGAGAAGGUGCGAAAGUUCAUUGCUCGUGACCAGCAGGCCAAACGAGAGGAUCAGAUCCCUGUCCGGACCAUUGUCAGUGACGCCAGAGGAGCCCGUGGUGGUGGUACACCUUCUCAAUGUGAGGUUUCCUUGCGCGGCCCUUCUCGCACUGUAGAAGACUUGGUUUCAACCUUGCAAGCAUUUAUUGCGGAGCAGGAGAAGGAUGAUCUCGAGCGUGGCUAUACCACGUCGUUUGACUUCCCCCAGAAAUUUGCCAACUUCCUGAUUGGGAAGAGGGGUGAAAAUAUCAACAAGCUCCGCGAGGAAUUUGAUGUUGACAUUAAGGUGGAAAAUGGGAAGGUUGAGGUGAAAGGACCCAAGGCUAAAGCUGAUGCCGCCAAGUCUAGAAUCAUCAACUUGGGGAAGAAGCUGGAAGACGAGACCACUCAUAUUCUGAAGAUCCCUGCCCAGUACCACCGUGAAUUGAUUGGACAGAAGGGAAGCCAGGUCAACAGACUCCAAGAUCGAUAUGCUGUUCGCGUUCAAUUUCCUCGGGCUGCUGUUGUUGCUGACGACCAGUCUGUUGGGGAGACAUCUAGCGAAGCGGGAGGCUCUCGUCCCAGCCGCUCCCAACAAGGAGCUGACGAGGUGCUUGUGAAGGGCCCCAGCAAGGGUGCUGACUCUGCACGAGAUGAGAUUCUGAGCCUAUUGCAGUGGGUUGUCGACCAUUCUUUCUCGGCGUCGGUUUCUGUGGCUCAGUCCCAAAUCCCGUCCCUGAUUGGCCAGCGUGGUCGAGAGAUGGAUAAACUUCGGGCUGAUACGGGAGCGCAAAUUGACGUACCUGGGGUGAAUGAUGCGCCAGAUGCCUCGGGUCGUGUUCAGAUCAGGAUCAAGGGCACGAAGACGCAGGUUGAGGAAGCAAAGAAGAUCUUGCAACAGCGCUCUAGUGAAUUCGAUUCGAUUAUCACCAAGACGAUUGAGGUUGAUAAGAAGUAUCACAAGUCUUUGAUUGGUGGUGGAGGUGCGAACAUUCGUAAGAUCGUAGCCGAUGCUGGUGGCCCUACUGAUGGAAGUGCCUCUCGAGUCGUCAAAUUCCCUCGCCCGGAGAGCAGCGAUGCUGCUAUCAGGCUCGAAGGCGACAGCCAGGUUGUGGAAAAAAUCAUCUCUGCCAUUGAAGAAUUUGUCAAGGAGCGUGCAGAUCAGGUCACCGCCAACAUUGACGUUCCUCAGGUGCAGCACCGACUACUUAUUGGCCGUGGCGGUGACACCCGACGUGGGAUUGAAUCGAAGUUUUACGUCACAUUGGAUAUUCCCAAGCAAGGCUCCGGACGCACUGAUAUCAAGAUCAAGGGUCCUAGCAAUGCCGUUGAAGAGGCGAAAGAGCAUAUCCUCACAAUGCUCAAGGAUCAACAGGGUGACACGGUUGAAGUUCCCCGGCACCUGCACCAUGCUAUUGCUGAAAACGGUUCUUUCUUCCGUCGUCUUCGCAAUGAUUACCGCGUAACUGUUGAUCAUGCUGGCCAGCAGGUGCCACCCAAGCCUGCCUCGGAAGACUCGCGCGCCACGGUCAAUGGUGCCUCAGCACUCCCACUGAUCACCGAUGAACCUAGCGAAGCUAUCGAGACUCACUCGUGGAAGGUCGUUGACAACAGCCCUGCUAUUGUGGACCCUACGCAGCCGGCCACUAUCCCAUGGGUGCUAGCUGGAACCAGUGACAAUGUCACGAAAGCCAGGUCGGCCCUGGAGAAGGCGAUUGCUAGUGCAUCCCAGCAGUCAGCGACUGGAUAUUUGAUCUUGCCUGAUCCGAAAACCUACCGCUUCGUUGUUGGGCAAGGUGGAAGCCAGAUCAACGCUAUCCGGAAACAGACCGGUUGCCGGAUCAAUGUACCCAAGGAUCAGGCCAAGGGCGAAGCGAUUGAGAUCAAAGGAGGCAAAGAAAAUCUAGAAGAAGCCAAGGACAUGAUCCUAGAAGCCGUGCGUGUUGGGCUGGAGGGUAACUCGAGGUAA